This is a messenger RNA of Chrysemys picta bellii (western painted turtle), 3608 nucleotides long. Lineage: Eukaryota; Metazoa; Chordata; Testudines; Emydidae. The record is from RefSeq and is a predicted model, not a curated record.
GGUUCAGUAACCGAAGAGCCAGGUGGCGCAAGCAAGCAGGAGCCAAUCAGCUGGCAGCUUUUAAUCACCUGUUGCCAGGGGGCUUUCCGCCAACUGGAAUGCCGACUCUACCGCCCUACCAGCUGCCAGAUUCCACCUACCCCACCACCACUAUUUCCCAAGAUGGGAGCAGCACCGUGCACAGACCCCAGCCCCUGCCACCAUCCACCAUGCACCAGGGAGGGCUGGCAGCCGCUGCCGCCGCUGAUACCAGUUCUGCCUACGGGGCCCGACACAGCUUCUCCAGCUACUCGGACAGUUUCAUGAACCCUGCAGCUCCUGCCAAUCACAUGAACCCUGUCAGCAACGGCCUCUCUCCACAGGUGAUGAGCAUCCUAAGCAACCCGAGCGGCGUUCCGCCACAGCCCCAGGCUGAUUUCUCCAUCUCUCCCCUCCACGGUGGUUUGGACACCACCAACUCCAUCUCCGCCAGCUGCAGCCAGCGGAGCGACUCCAUCAAGUCUGUUGACAGCCUCCCCACCUCGCAGUCCUACUGCCCUCCCACCUACAGCACCACCGGUUAUAGCGUGGACCCCGUGGCCAGCUACCAGUAUGGACAGUAUGGACAAACUGCUGUCGAUUAUUUGGCCAAGAACGUGAGCCUGUCUACACAGCGCAGGAUGAAGCUGGGAGAACAUUCAGCUGUCCUGGGCCUCCUACCGGUAGAGACAGGCCAGGCUUACUGAAGAGCCCAUCUGUGCCAACAACCCACUCCAGCAACCUGGUACCACCACAGAAAACACCACCAGCAGCCUUCCAGGGUUCCACCUCUGCCCGGACCCCGCUCCUUUCCAAAUCCCCACCACCCUGCACCAACUCAAGCUGUGAAGGAGAUGGGAAAGAGGGCGGGAGGGCUCUCCAUGUAUCCAGUUCCUUACCGAGCACUCUUCUAAGACGCCAACCCAGCCUCUUCAACCGUGACUCCUUCUACGGCCAGAGACAAUGGGUUGGAUACAUUUAUUGACCCUAAUGUUCAUGCCCUCCCUCCAGCCCACCUGGUCAGCUUGGCAUACUGCCCACACUUACUGACUUUCCAUUGAUCUCGGUAGUUGGCACAGUCAACGCUGAAUUUCUUUUUCCAUUGUAAAAUAUAUUUUUUUAUUUCCCCCUCUUUUUUAUUGUAGUAACUUGGUGGAUGUUGUAUAGAAGGAGUAACCAAGCUGAUCACUAAGGGUGAUGCCCUUCGGGACCAAAAGAACCUUUGGACCAAAUAUAAGAAGGUGUUUAAAAAACAAAUGAAAGUUACAGCAAACCUGUCCACCUCCCACGCUGCUGAUAGGAUCCCAUAGCAAGGAAAAAGCAGGCAGGGAUGUUGCUCAGCAAAGGUGGGAUUCGAUGGAUGCUAUAAAUGCUCCAACCUGGGACCUUUGGAAAGGGUAAAUGUAAAUUGCUGAGCGGGGUUAGGAGAAGUUGGGGGCAGGUAUGAGCAACACUCAGUUUUCCUCUUAGGGACCAACUAGAUCCCGACAGGAUGGUGUGGGGCUGACUGAAAACCACUUGCAUCCCAUAGCAGCAGGAGAGUCAGUAAGAAAUGUUGGCGCAUGUGCGUGUGGAGGGCUGGCAUGGACAGUGUUUAGACCAGGUGGCGUCUGAUUGAUUGGGCAGAGUGAGAACUGAACAAUGACCUUCCUUCGCUCAGCGAGUUUGAUCCUGGCAGUGAGGGAGAGUGGCUGUGUAUGUCGGCAAGGGAGGCACGCUGCCCAACGGAGCCUAGCUGGAGACACUUCAGCUUUCAGAACUGGGUCCUUCUGCUGCUAGAACAUGACUGAAAUGAAAUGAGACUUGUUCUGAAGGCGCCUGUCAGGGAAGUCUCCCAUCAAGUGAAGGGCUGAGUGACGAGUUAGUCGCUGGGAUGGAGGAGGUGCAUUAGCUAAGGCACAGUGCCACACAAAACUGGAGUGUGCGUCAUGCACUGGGGAGACAGAGGGCUGUGGGAAUGGUCUGACCACGACAGUCUGUCUCCAACUGGCCAGAGAGAGAGGGAGGCAUAAACCCACAUAAUGCACCUAUUUGUGCUGUGCUGUACGGCAGAGGAAAGACUCUUGUGCCCUUAUGCACAUAACUCUUUAUUUCGCAACCUACCAGGAUAAGUACUUGUCUCUUACCUUAAGUAACUCGUCCUUUUCGCCAUCAUCUGGUCCUUUUCUGGACAGGUUGAUCUCUUGGUCCCUUCUCUUCAUAUUUCUGCGUUCUUUAUUUUGGAGCUACAUUCUCUCUAGGCCCCAGACUUUUUUUUGGGGGGGGUUCAGAUUUGCCUCCCUCUUUUCUGUAGCAUACAGCACUCUUUCCUCCGUACCAACCCAUGAUCCUCCUCAGCUCAAUGUUCAGAUAAACCCAGUUGGGAAUUACAAGUUAUAUCUGAGUCAUGAACCACAUGGGGCUCAUACCGUUUAUUUAUAUGGUGUGGUAACAAUCUUCACUCAUCCCGAUAAAAGGCUAUAGCAGGUCCCUAAACAUUUAGACGUUCUUCCCCCUUUGACUGCAUUUAAAUGGCUCACCUCCGAGAACAGACUUACUGUUUACUCAUCACCCUGAAGAGGCUGGGGAAAGUUGCCAUUGAAACAACCCAUCCUGCUCCAUUCCUUUAAAUGAUCUUGUGCCAGCCAGUGACUCAUUUGUAAGGUCCAACGUUCAAUGGAUUGGCAGCAGAUGCUGCAUGCCGGGUCGGUCAGACACAACUUUCUGGUGUCAAUAUUGGACGUCCCUUCAGUGGAGUUGAGAGAUGUGGGGGGACCUAGUUUCUGCCUCCCAGUGACAGAUGAUUAAAGGGCGGGUGAGGGGGCGGAUUUCUUCCCUGUAUCCUUCAGCUUCUUCUUUUUUGCAUGUCCCUCAAACCAUCAGUCCUUGUCUUUACACCUGAAGCAACAUCUUCUGGGCAGUUUCAGGCUUUCUGGUGCCUUGCUCUUGGCUGCAUUUUAUUGUUAACCACAAAGUUGCCAACUCCCGUGGACACGGCAUCCCACCUGGGCAAAUUGCCAGGUCUUAGUCAAAGCAGAUUUUUGCUUCAUGUGUUGCUCUGUAUUUCAUCAGACACCAUCCAUGGCUUUCAUCCAGCCCACUGCUUCACUGGGCUUUGUUGUUCCGAACUCCUGAAAGCAUUUUAACACACAAGGUUCAUCUCUCUUAUUUAUACACACACACUGCUGUUCAGUAGCUGGGAUGCUGACAAUUGUACACAUAGAAUCCUCUGCAAUGAUUUGUACAGAGAAUCCAAAUCCCUCCUUUGCUUGUCCAACUCUGCAACAAAUAAAAGUGUGAUUCCAGCACCUCCCCUCGACUCCGGGAGAAUUUCCCGGGAUCACAGAACUUCCUAGUUCUUGCAUUUCACAAUGCCAUUUCCAAGACUAAAUACUGCAUAUAAAGCAGGAGUUGAUGAAGACAAGAAUACUGGUUUCUUAGAGGUUACUGGCGAACUGCGAUAUGAUAGACAAGAGGUGUUGCCCAAAGCUAGUGUGAUAGAAAAGGAAAAUGAGACUUAUGUGCUUUUGGUUUGGAUCUGAAAUGAGGAAGAGCAACUUUUGAAUCCCACUUCUGGCUUGACUGUCCCUCCCAGUAACUAUAAUAACAUU